Messenger RNA from Suillus subaureus, 693 nucleotides. RefSeq lists its product as uncharacterized. The record is from RefSeq and is a predicted model, not a curated record. Lineage: Eukaryota; Fungi; Basidiomycota; Agaricomycetes; Boletales; Suillaceae. The transcript has 3 exons. The coding region runs from base 22 to 387 and encodes 121 amino acids.
CAAAGAUUGUUCCGCAUCAUUAUGUCCAACAACAACAACGCCGACACUGGAACCAACGGUCCUUUAAACAAUAGACUAGACAGCAAUCUUGAAGCAGACAUCGCUCAUUUGAACACUCUUCUGUUAAACGGCUCAUUGGACGGUAGUCAUGAAACAGAAGACUUGAUGGAAAUCCUGGCACGUCUGGAGAGUGCUGAUGGUAUGGCCAAGGGCAUUGAAGAGAAAUUGGACGGGAUAUUGGGAACCUUGGAUAAUCUCUUGACAUCCCUUGAGACCCGUGAUGAGGCGAGCAUUACAGAGAAGACGAUAUCAGAAGAGGCAGAACGAGUCACCACCUCAUCAACAGAGAGCAAGACAACUACCGACGAGCCUACCCUCUCGCGCUAGCAAGAUGGUCCCUGCAUUAUUCACAACGUGCCCGGAAUAAUCACAACCGACCUUCAGCAAGUUCUUCAAACAUAUCCAUCAUCAGUCAUAACGCAUGACAAAGCCAUCAAUGUUAGUCAUGUCUCCGAAUCACUCUUCAGAUACCUACUUAAUCUCGAGAAAGAUGUUGUUUGACCCAUGCGAGGAUAAGCACGGGGUCGCAGUCCUCAGAGUAGUACUCAUGUCUGGCCCUGUUACAACUGUUGUAGGGUGCCCCUGACAUGAGUACCGUCAGACUUUUCAAAUCUCUAUAACGCAUAGUGUGUC